GAUAGAGAUAGAGAGAGAAACUGAGUAGGCGAGGGGCUGGGAGGCGAGGGGAACGCUGCAGACACUCAGCUCGCUACUGAGUCAGGGGGAGGGAGGGAAGGAGGAGAGACAGCGCGGAAAAGAAGGGCAGAUGAAUCCUGGAACCAGUGAGGCUUAAAUCUGAAGGAUGGUCAGAAUAAUUCGUCACUGUGUGGGAGAAAACAGCAGAGUGUUGUGAAGGUUCCGGGAUCUGGACUGCGAUCCAGCGUGAGGAAUGGCUAAGGAGAAGCCUGGACCUGAGCUCUGAGCAAAUCCACGAAACAAGCUGCUGGAGCAAGUGACAAGUCUGUGUGUUCUUUCCUCGAUUCGAGAGGAACUGAUUUGAGAUUAUCAAGAUUGUUUUCCAUUUUUGUCACAUUUGUUCCAAUUCUUGGAUCCUACUGGAGCUCACUCCCAGGAUCAGGCCUCGGAGGCAAGUACCGAUCACUUAGGCACAGGCAAACUGCUUUCUUCAAAUGCUGAAUGAAGCAAAAUUGACAAUCACUGCCAGAAAUCCUCAACUAAUGGAGUGAGAUGCCAUUUGCCUGUGAAGUGUGGAUGACAUGCUAAAGCUGGAAUAACCUCUGGCUCUAGUUCCGUUGCUUACUGCACACGUUAAAAUGCCCUCUUGACAUUUAAGACAUCUGCAUUUGGAUAUCCUGUAUUAUAUUACACAAAUAGUACCUUAAAGGACUCUCAAACAUUAGCAGUUUCAUAAUUGGGAAGAAAAAUGUUUCUGAACCAGUACAUGUUUAUCAGUUUGGCAGCUGUUACAUUAACUGAAGCGAUCCCUUGGCGUGUCAAAUGUCCAGAUGCAUGUGUUUGUGAAGUUAAGCCUUGGUUCACACCAAGGUCUAUGUACAGGGAGGCUCCAACAGUGGACUGCAAUGAUUUUUUAAUGACUCAAGUUCCUACGAAUCUGCCUGAAGAAACACAGACAUUAUUACUGCAGAGUAAUAGAAUUGCUAGAAUUGAGCCAGAAGAGCUAGAAUACCUGGUGAACCUGACGGAGCUGGAUCUGUCCCAGAACAGUUUCUCCAGGAUUGAAGACUUCAGCUUGAAGAACAUGUUCAAUCUCCUCGUCCUCCAUUUGGAAGAGAACCAGUUGACCAAACUGUCAGAUGAUGGCUUCUCCACUCUCACCAACCUUCAAGAGCUAUACUUGAACCACAACCAGCUAAGCAGCAUCUCCCCCAGGGCAUUCUCUGGUCUUGAAAACCUCCUUCGGCUCCAUUUGAACUCCAACAAGCUGAGGACCAUUGGAAGGGAAUGGUUUGAGCCGAUUCCCAGUCUGGAAAUCCUCACAAUAGGAGAGAAUGCAGUAGAAACGAUCCAGAACAUGAACUUUAAGCCUCUUGUCAAUCUAAGAAGUCUCGUAUUGAGUGGAAUGAGCCUAAAGGAAAUUUCGGAUCAUGCCCUCGAGGGGCUGGAGAAUUUAGAAAGCAUUUCUUUUUAUGAUAACAAAUUGCCUAAGGUUCCAAAGAUGGCUCUCCGGAAAGUUCCAGAUCUUAAGUUUUUGGAUUUGAAUAAGAAUCCAAUCGAAAGGAUCCAGCAGGGUGAUUUCACCGAUAUGCUUCAUCUCAAAGAGUUGGGCAUUAACAACAUGGAGGAGUUAAUCUCCAUCGACAAGUUUGCUCUGGACAACCUCCCAGAGUUGACCAAACUGGAGGUGACCAACAACCCGAAACUUUCCUACAUUCACCCGAGUGCGUUUCGCCUCAUUCCUCAAAUGGAAACUCUCAUGCUCAACAAUAAUGCUCUGAGUGCCUUAUACAGAAAGACAAUUGAGUCCCUUUCCAAACUCCAGGAGAUUAGCAUUCACAGCAACCCCAUCCGAUGUGACUGCGUCAUUCGCUGGGUGAACACCAACGAAAACCGCAUUCGCUUCAUCGAGCCGCAGUCAACUUUCUGCGUGGACCCUCCAGAGUUCAAAAGUCAAAACCUGAGAGAUGUUCCAUUCAGAGAGAUGACAGACCGAUGCCUCCCUCUCAUCUCUGCUGAAGCAUUCCCCUCGCAUCUUGACGCCGCAGUCUCGGACUCACUUUCCCUCCACUGUCGGGCUUUCGCUGAGCCGGACCCUGAGAUUUAUUGGGUCACGCCAUCCGGUGAUAGGCUUCAGGCCUACAGCAUAUCAGACAAGUACAGAGUGCAGCCCGAAGGGACACUGGAGAUAUUCAACCUCACAGUCCAUGAAGCUGGGCUCUAUGCUUGCGUGGCCCACAAUCUGGUUGGCGCAGACACAAAAAGUGUGACCAUCAGAGUGAACGGAUUCUAUCCGGGAGGUAAUGAGAGCAUUCAACUGUAUGCACAAGAAGUGGGGUCACACCAUGUCCUGUUGUCAUGGAUUAUCACCUCGAAUAUAAUAGCAUCAAAUGUCACAUGGUCACAUACAAUGAGCAACAGCAGCUUGAAUUCUCUGUUCACCGCCAGGGUUCCAGCAGGUGUACACAGGUAUAAUCUGACUCACCUGGAACCAUUCACUGAAUAUGCGUUAUGUGUGCAUGCAUCCUACAUCCAGCUCCAUAAUAAGAUAUCCUGCAUCAGGAUCAGGACCAAAGAAGCCAACUUAGCCUCUGGCACCAGCGAGAUAAGAGUACAGUUUCUCAUCACCUUGACUGUCUGUGCCCUGUUUGUGGCGUCGAGUGUCUUGUCCUUUCGUGGGCUCAUGUCUACAGGGCAGAGGGUGGAGGUGAAGCCGAGCUCUUUGGCGAUGUGUGUGCAAAAGGACUCUCUGGUGUCAUUGAGCGGGAUUUACCCUCCUUUCGUCAAGCACUGGGAGGCGGCUAACACCCCAGGGAAAACGAUAGUGGUGGAGGUUCAGUCCACCCCUCUGGGACGCUCUCAUGCUGGUUGUUGUGAGGCGAACUGAAACAAUCUGAUUGUGAGAAAGGCACCACGAGCCAAGACAACCAUAAACAGGCCCUGCUAUCAUUGUCCAGACAAACAGGCAAACUGGAUCAAGAAAGCGAAUUACCGCACAAAUAAUAGUUAAAAAAGGGGGAAUGUGGAUCCUGUUGAGUUCUUUUAGAUGGUAACAGUGAGAGGGUAACAGUUCUUGUAGCGGUAAACCCCGUCCUGGUAGAAAACUCUCUUCUCUGUCCAACUGAUGUCCAUGUGUUUGUUCUGUACUGGUUAUGAACUCUGUUUAUGAGAGACAUAUAUAGGAAUUUGAGAAAGAUUAAAACAAAAAAAUGGGAUCUUGCUGUUCAGAAAUGUAUCCAAUCUCUUAUGUAAAACAUUUGUGACCAUGUUGACAAAGAAUCUGCUGUCUUUUUUUUCCAGCCAGGCCACCUGAAGAUCUGAAUGGAAACUCUGAGCCGGUUUACAACACUUUUAUACAGGAAAGUAUGCGCAUAUUUUUCUAGGUUCAGAUAGUGAUGCCACACUCUUGUGUUUGACCCUUUCCCUCCCUCCCUCCCUCCGCAUUUUCCCACUGCUCCCGGAGCUGGAUGAUGCGGCCCCUUUAAGCACCGCAAAGGGAUUUUUGCAGUUUUCAGGCGAUGUGAGUCUUUUCUAUCACUGCACCAUUGACCAAACUAAUUUUCUGUAGAUUUCCUGUAACGCUGACCAUUACUGGGUGAAAAUAAAACAACAAGCAGAAACACAAAGGGCUCGCAGAGCAUUUCUUUAUUUUUGAUUGCAGUGUUUUCUGAAUAAAUAACAGCGAGAAAGAAAGUUGCCAGUAAAGCUUGUCCCAACGUUUUCUUUCCAAACUUGCCCAUCUGUUACAUUCAGGACAAGAUGGUCCCCUUGUCUAUUUGGUCACUGAAACUAUUCAUCAACUGGAAUAAUUAAGUCUGAGGGAGGAAAUGCUGAGUGCAUUUAGUUCUUUUAUGUGGAGAAAAUUUGGGGCAAUGUUAACUGAAUUAAUGGGAUAAAGUGCAAUGCAGCUUUUAGAUACUUCCUGAUUUUGCUCUAACCACAGUCCUGCAGACUAAACACCAACAAGUAAUGUUAACAUUACCCUUUUGUUAUUUUCCAUUUUAUCAUUCCAUUUUCCAAAAAUUUGGGUAUAAUCCUUGACAACAGGCAAACGCACAUCCUCGUGUCAAUAGUGUGCUUUCCUUCAAAGCACAAGGAUUCACCAGCUGUUCCACCUUGGGGGGUGACACAGCCAAGUAAAAUUCACUAUCAUGUACGAUGAUUUCCCACAAGAGAAAGGGGGUGUGUAGGUGGAUGUACUGGUCAUUUAUCAGGAGCAAUUGCACCAGCAGUUCUCUCUUCAUCGAGCCUACAGGUAUAAAGAAAAUUGUUGUGCAUUUCUCUAGCUAAAAUUUGAUAAGCCACCACAGCAACAACCUGCAUUUAUAUAGCUGUUUCCACCAAAUACGGGGAGCUGCUGGACAAAAGUCUUAAAAUUUGGUCCUACAAUCAUAAAUAAAAUUUGCAAAAACUAAUCGCUGUUUCCUCAUGCAAUCUGCAUUGGCUGUCCAACUUGGGAAGUUAGAGUGAUAUUUGCCAAAUGCUGG
Molecule: messenger RNA, 4487 nt
Organism: Stegostoma tigrinum
Lineage: Eukaryota; Metazoa; Chordata; Chondrichthyes; Orectolobiformes; Stegostomatidae
Product: leucine-rich repeat neuronal protein 2-like
Exons: 3
Coding region: 749-2887 (712 amino acids)
Molecular function (GO): protein binding
Source: RefSeq, a predicted model, not a curated record